Heteronotia binoei (common prickly gecko) is the source of this 9208-nucleotide messenger RNA. RefSeq names its product calmodulin binding transcription activator 1 (gene CAMTA1). The transcript has 24 exons. Gene Ontology annotation, cellular component: nucleus. The coding region runs from base 474 to 5558 and encodes 1694 amino acids. The record is from RefSeq and is a predicted model, not a curated record. Lineage: Eukaryota; Metazoa; Chordata; Lepidosauria; Squamata; Gekkonidae. Gene Ontology annotation, biological process: regulation of transcription by RNA polymerase II. Gene Ontology annotation, molecular function: transcription coregulator activity; protein binding; double-stranded DNA binding.
GGCAAUCAUGGCCGUUGGAGCACCUCCGAUACGCCUCUCCUACCUUAUCCCGCCCACCCGCUGAGCCAGCCGCCCGUAGGCCGUGGGCGCUAUCAGUCAGGCCCAUCCUCUCUUCCGGCCCGCCUUCAGCAAGCGGCGAUUGGCUGAGUGGGGCGUCAGUGCAUUCGGGAGACCAAUGGGAAGCCCGGGGCGUGUGUGAAGAGGCGGCGCGCGCGCGGCGGCCGGCCCGGUGGUGGUGGUUGUGGUAGUGGUGGAGAAGGAAGCGGCGGCCGCAGCAGGAGGGGCCGCGACGGCAGGGGAGUGUCAGCAGUAGCAGCGGCGGCGGAAACGGAAGCAGCAGCGGCAGGAGGAGGAGGAGGAAGAGGCGGGCGAAGAGGAGGCGGUGGCGGCGGCAACGGCAGCGGCGCGCGCGCCUGCCUAGUCCCGGUCGCGAGGAGGAGGCGGUGGAGGAGGAUGUGGCGCGCGGAGGGGAAAUGGCCGCCGAAAACAAGCCGGAAGAUGAUCAUGGGAACAGCAAUGGAAGUCAUGUAAAAAUCUUUUUACCGAAAAAGCUGCUUGAAUGUCUACCAAAAUGUUCCAGUUUACCAAAAGAGAGGCACCGUUGGAACACUAAUGAGGAAAUUGCCGCGUAUCUAAUAACAUUCGAAAAGCAUGAAGAAUGGCUAACGACAUCCCCUAAAACCAGGCCUCAGAAUGGCUCCAUGAUCCUAUACAACAGGAAGAAGGUGAAAUACAGGAAAGAUGGAUAUUGCUGGAAAAAACGGAAAGAUGGGAAGACCACCCGAGAGGACCACAUGAAGCUGAAGGUGCAAGGAGUGGAGUGCCUCUACGGCUGUUACGUCCAUUCCUCGAUCAUCCCUACGUUCCACAGAAGGUGCUACUGGCUUCUUCAGAACCCUGACAUCGUGCUGGUUCACUACUUGAAUGUACCCGCCAUCGAGGACUGUGGGAAGCCGUGUGGCCCCAUUCUUUGCUCCAUAAACACCGACAAGAAAGAGUGGGCCAAAUGGACAAAAGAGGAGCUGAUUGGCCAGCUGAAACCAAUGUUUCAUGGCAUCAAGUGGACAUGCAGCAAUGGGAACAGCAGUUCGGGGUUCUCAGUGGAGCAGCUGGUGCAGCAGAUCCUGGACAGUCACCAGACCAAACCACAGCCUCGGACGCACAAUUGCCUUUGCACUGGCAACUUGGGCGCAGGUAGCAGCGUGCACCACAAAUGCAAUAGUGCCAAACACCGCAUCAUAUCACCAAAGGUUGAACCGAGGUCGGGCGGGUACAGCGCUCACUCCGAGGUGCAGAACAAUGACGUCUCUGAAGGCAAGAACGAGCACAGCCACGGCAAGUCCUCCAGCAGGGAGAAGAGGAAUGGCAAAGUGGCAAAGCCGGUGCUUCUCCAUCAGAACAGCACGGAGGUCUCCUCUACCAAUCAGGUCGAAGUUCCCGACACUACCCAGAAUUCUCCUGUGUCCAUCAGCAGUGGAUUGAACAGUGAUCCAGAUGUGGCAGACAGUCCAGCAGUCACUGGGGUCUCCAGCAUGGCCGUGGCCUCAGUGAUGGGCAACUUGUCACAGAGUGCCACAGUCUUCAUGUCGGAUGUUACCAGCGAAGGCGUGUACACCAUGUCGCCCACCACUGGCCCAAAUCAACACCUCCUCACUUCGGACACCACCGCGCAAGGACUGGUAUUGGCUGUGAGUUCAGAUGGCCACAAGUUUGCCUUCCCAACUGCCAGCAGCUCGGAGGGUCUGUCCAUGUUGCCUGCCAGUGUCUCAGAAGAGCUGGUGCUCUCUACGACGCUUGACAGCAACAGGAAAAUCCCAGAAACCACCAUGAAUUUUGACCCGGACUGCUUCCUUAACAAUCCCAAGCAGGGACAGACGUAUGGAGGAGGAGGCCCCAAAGGAGACAGCAUUGGCACCAACAUCAGGCAGUCGCCCACGACGGAGCGUGGGUUCAACUUCAGCGCGGUCCUCACCAAGGAAAUUAAAACCGAGGACACAUCCUUUGAGCAACAGAUGUCCAAAGAGGCCUUCUCUUCCUCUUCGUCAUCCAACUCGCUCACCCUUACAACCGGCUCCGGUUUGCUUCCCUCCGGAGGAGGCCUGAGCCCAAGCACCACCUUGGAGCAAAUGGACUUCAGUGCAAUUGACUCCAACAAGGAUUACGCCUCCAAUUUCAAUCAGGCCGUCCAGAGUCCCCACGUCCAUCAGACCCCUUCCCCCAGCUUCUUCCUGCAAGAUGCAAGCAAACCUCUCCCGCUAGAGCAAAACACCCACAACAACUUGAGUGACACGAGCGGUUCCUUCGUCAACCCUCUUGGGCUCCCCAAUGUGAAGACGGAGGCCUCCUCCCAAAACACCUCCAACUGCAAUGGCACAGUGGAGGCCCGGAUCGAGUCCACCUCUUCGCUUCAGCUCAUGCAGUUCCAGGCAAACUUUCAGACCAUGGCAGCAGAAGGGGAAGUUCCGAUGGAGACCUCACCGCAGGUGGAAGGGAACGAGAAUCUGCUGAAAUCAGGGGACCUCCAGACUUGCAGCACAGAGCACUAUAUGCAGCCUGAAGCCAACGGCACCUUGAGAAAUGGGAACAAUCUGCCUAUUCUCCAGGGGAACAUGGUGCAAGGCCUCUACCCUGUCGCCCACCCAGGCUUAAACAACUCCUCCAACAUGGAGCUGAGCUUGGACCACUUCGACAUCUCCUUUAGCAACCAGUUUUCCGACCUUAUUAAUGAUUUCAUCUCGGUGGAAGGCGGGAGCAACACCAUCUACGGGCACCAGCUGGUAUCAGGGGAGACUGCUGGGCUCUCACAGCCGGAAGACGGGAACCGGGCUUCCUACAGCCAGGCGGAGAUGUGCAUUCCGUGCUGCAGCCCCCAGCAAGCCAACCUGCAUCUCAGCAGCACAGAGAACGGGGCCAUGGCGUACAUGCAUGUGACAGAGGUGGUGUCAGCUGCUGCUGCGCAAGGCACACUUGGGAUGCUCCAGCAGAGCGGGCGCCUCUUCAUGGUGACAGAUUACUCACCAGAGUGGUCUUACCCAGAGGGGGGCGUGAAGGUGCUUAUCACAGGCCCAUGGCAGGAAGCCAGCAAUAACUACAGCUGUCUGUUUGAUCAGAUCUCUGUGCCUGCUUCCUUAAUACAGCCAGGGGUGCUGCGCUGUUACUGCCCAGCUCAUGACACCGGGCUAGUCACUCUGCAAGUUGCCUUCAACAACCAGAUCAUCUCCAAUUCGGUGGUCUUUGAGUACAAAGCGAGGGCAUUGCCAACGCUGCCUUCCUCUCAGCAUGACUGGCUGUCCCUGGAUGAUAACCAGUUCAGAAUGUCUAUCUUGGAACGGUUGGAGCAAAUGGAGCGAAGGAUGGCCGAGAUGACUGGGACUCAGCAGCACAAGCAAGGAGUAGGAGGGAGCAAUGGCAACGGCAAUGGAGGCAGUCAAGCACAGUGUGUCUCAGGGGCAGCCAGCUUGGGGAACUGCUUUGAGAGCCGUGUGGUGGUUGUGUGUGAGAAGAUGAUGAGCCGUGCCUGCUGGGCCAAAUCCAAGCACCUCAUCCAUUCCAAGACUUUCCGGGGAAUGACUCUCCUGCACUUAGCAGCUGCCCAAGGCUAUGCUACCCUCAUCCAAACCCUCCUCAAAUGGCGCACGAAGCAUGCUGACAGCAUCGACCUGGAGCUGGAAGUUGACCCCUUGAAUGUGGACCAUUUCUCCUGCACUCCACUGAUGUGGGCAUGCGCCUUGGGCCACAUGGAUGCAGCUGUGGUCCUGUACAAGUGGGACCGCCGUGCCAUCUCUAUCCCCGACUCCCUUGGGAGGUUACCCCUGGCUAUUGCCCGGUCCCGGGGCCAUGUGAAACUGGCUGAGUGCCUUGAGCAGCUGCAGCGGGAGGAGCAAGCCCAACUCCAACAAGACCCCCGGAUCCCUUCCCCUUCAAAUGAGGAGCCCGGCAGUGAGACCUGGAUCACACAGUGGCACAGUGAGAUUGUGGCCUCUCAAGAGCCCCACAAGGGAGUCACCGUGAUUUCCAAUUGCAAUACAGAGUUGAGACGGCCUCGGUCUGAGCCCUCCAGUUACUACAGCAGUGAGAUUCAGAAGGAUUACCCAGCACCCAAAAAACACAAACUGAACCCUGAAUAUUUCUCUGCUCGGCAAGAGAAGCUUCUUUCCACAGCACUCAGCCUGGAGCAGCCAAGUGCCCGGAAGCUAAGCUCCAGUGCUAAGCAAUCCAUCCCUGAGACAGUCGGCCCCAGGCAGGGGGUGAGGGACUAUGCCCGGGAGCUUGUCCCGGAUGUGGCCGGGUACCGCAGUUCCAGUGGGCAGGCAGGGAUCAAAUGGAACCCAAAGGAAGCUUAUGGUGGUGUCUCUGCCGUGCAGAUGACAGGCAGCCCUAAGGGGCUGGUUCUAGGGAAGGACUUGGGGGCCCAGCGGUUGCGUCAGCGGGAGCAGAUGAGCAUGUUGAUGAUGGCAGACCGGGAAAUGGCAGAAGCCGAAAUGCUCUCUUUCCGGAACAGUUCAGAAAGCGAGGACUGCUUGCACCACAUGGACGAUCUGCAAGUGACCAUGAUGACUCUGGCAGAGCACAUAAUUGAAGCCACACCAGAGAGGAUCAAGCGGGAAAACUUUGUGCCAAUGGAGACACCACUGGUAGAGAGGACGGAGAGUGCUGCCAUUAGCACCUCAAUGAGCUGGCUGGCCAGUUACCUUGCGGAUGUUGACCAUUUACCAAGUGCUGCUCAAAUAAGAAGUCUGUAUAGUGGAACCCUGACCCCUUCUUCCAACACCAGCCUGAGCCCUGCAAGCUCACCAGUCAAUGAAAUGGCUUUUGAAAAGCCCAGCCUCCCUUCAGCAACUGACUGGUCGGAAUUCCUAAGCGCCUCCACCAGUGAGAAGGUUGAAAAUGAGUUUGCGCAGCUGACCCUCUCUGACCACGAGCAGAGAGAACUCUACGAAGCUGCCAAACUUGUCCAGACAGUCUUCAGGAAAUAUAAGGGACGGCCCCUCCGGGAGCAACAGGAAGUGGCCGCUGCUGUCAUUCAGCGUUGUUACCGAAAAUACAAGCAGCUUACUUGGAUAGCCUUGAAGUAUGCACUUUAUAAGAAGAUGAUUCAAGCUGCCAUCCUGAUCCAGAGCAAAUUCCGAAGCUACUAUGAGCAGAAGAAAUUCCAGCAGAGCCGGCGAGCUGCUGUGCUGAUCCAGCAGUUCUACCGCAGCUACAAAGAAUGUGGCAAGAGGAGGCAAAGUCGCAGGACGGCUGCCCUCGUGCAGCAAAAGCUCAGAAGCAGCUUGCUCACCAAGAAGCAGGACCAAGCUGCUCGCAAAAUCAUGCGGUUUUUACGACGCUGCCGCCAUAGCCCUCUGGUGGACCAUAGGCGGUACAAAAGGGAGCGGAACGCUUUCGAAGCACAAAUCUGUGUGUUAAGUUGCAGGCCGCACACUCUGGGGUGUCUCUCUUAUUGGGCCUCUUUCUCUUUUUGUUUUGCAACCCAAAUGAGAGAUCUGGAAAGAGGAAAGAGCCCCCAUUUCCUAAAUUACCCACGAACCAUUUCUGCUCUAAGAGCAACAGAGUGAAAGAAUUGAGAAAGGCCAAGGAACCUGAAGAUAGAGACGGCAGCAUCCCGUAGCAAUGUGACAUUGCUUUUGACUGUUUUCAUUUUCUGUUUUUAGCAGAAACAUGCAACAACAAUUACAAAAUGAUUUAAUUAUUAAAAAAAAGAAACUGACUGCAGGGCCGAGAUUAUCGGCUGCAGGAUUUUAACAGUAAUGUUUAGUCAUUACAUUUGCACUUUCAUGGACAACUUUUAAUUUGUUCAGCAAGACAUCUUGGAACUCAAAUCUUUGGUUGGAUCAUGGGGGGGUGGAAAGGUGACACCGGAAGGAGUUUUCAUGAGUUGCUUCGUUCCGCUCAAAAAAAGAGAAGGGGAAAAAGAAGCAAUUAAUUAUCCUUUCCAUAUAGGGCUGUAUUAAAACAAAACAAAAAAACGUGUGGAACUGUACAAAUAGUAUACCAAAAAAAGCAAAAACCCACAACCCAAGAAUGCUAUACCUGCUCCUGCCAGUCACCUCCAAGAUCCAGAAACGUUGGGAUUCUCCGUGGAGAGGCUUUGAUCACCUUCCGUCUUGCUUGCGUCCAUCCCCUUCUCCAUUUCCUUGCACGUCUGUCUUUCUGUUCUUCAUCUGAAUCUCUCUUUACAACACACUCUAAUGCAACUUUUUAGAUCUGCUGGUUUUAAAUACAUCCCGUGGGAGUUUUUCCUGAAAGCUGUCAGUGUUUUUAAGGCAAACGGGUAUUUGCAGGGGGGUGGGGGUGGGGAGAGAAUGGGUGAGCAGCUCAAGCAAAAAGUUCCUUUUCUUGGUGUCUUUAUUUUUUUCCUCUCUAGGGCCUUCAAGAAUAUCAACUGCCAUGCACUUCUCAUAUUAGGCACUUUAUUUUCUGGCCUUACUUCACAUGAGAUUUUUACUUAUUUACUUAACAAUGAUUUGUAAAGCAUUUUAGUAACCUGCAGACCUCUUGUGCGACCGAAAAAAGUCAUGUGCAAAUAAGCUGACUGGACAUUUAGACCACCUAAGGGGGGCAGUGUGGUGCUGCAUUCCGGCCAGUAAAUUUCUUGUUUUGGCUAUUUCAUCAAACAAAAAGAAAAGAAAAUUUAGGCAGUUUCUGUAUAUAGAGAGAAGGUAAAAAAUGGAAAUGAGAAAUAUUUGAAAGGGAAUAUAUUGAUUAAUUGCUAAAUAUUUUAUUCACAAAGGGUCAAUAACUUGGUGAGAGAAAUUUGAUUAUUUGUAUAGUUUUGUCUGAAUGAAAGAGCAGAGUGUGGAUGUAUUGUUUGUACAUAUUGUAUAUACUAAACAGAUGUGCAUGAAUUCAAGGAAAAAAAGAAAUGAAAAAGCAAAGCAUUAGUGGCUAUGGUCUGUAAAAUGAAACAAAAACUUUAUUUCACUAUAAGAAACUUUAUUUUAAAUGUUCUUUAGAAGAACAUUUUGCUAAAGCAUGACUAAAACUGCAAAAACAAAAGAGCUAAUGUAUUUAGACUUAGGAAAAAGGCAAAGUAACAUUACUUUUAAAAAGGAUAUGUUUACAUUUGAUUUUGGCUACCAGGAGUUUAUUUAAAUUUUAUUUUAACCUUCUUGGGUUUUUAAUUUUUUAAAAAAAAUUAUUUCUCCUUUUUUGCCAAUGGUGCCAAGUAAAGUGAAUGCUAAUAUUGCUUAAGAAAAAAAUUAAGUUAUUUUGCAAAGCAGAUAAUCAUAAGAAUACAAAAUUGUAUCUAGCUUAACACCAUACACACACUCCAAUAAAGAACACUUAGAAUGAACAUAAACUAAAAAAAAGAAAAAAAGAAAAUAAAAAGAAAUAGUAUUAAAGUAGAAAAAUGUUUCACAUGUCCAUAUUUCCUACUGGAAGUCAGACAAUGUACUAAAAAAAUUGCACAAAAAUUUUAAAAACGUAAAAAAAAUUAAAAGAUGCAAACAGGUUUGUAGGGGUGUCAUGGUAUAUUGCUAUUUCCACAUAGAGAGGAGCCAAAGAAAUCAAUUUUAAAUUAGCCGUUUCAAUAUUAAAGCUAAUGUGAAAUGUAGACCACGGGGAGGGGGCAGAGCCUAAUUUUCAAACCUUACUCUGCUUUGUCUGGAGUGUUUUGGCUUUUGACUGGAUGUAGCUAAGGUCAGAGGUGGACACUGCCUCCCCCCCACACACGUGUCUCUUGCUAAUGUUCCAAGUGGGUUGAUAGGUCUUACCUUUUUAGAUGCUUGAUGUAUGAACACUCACUCUUGCUUGACCCCAGCUAUCAGGUGAAAUGUUUUAGUCUUGCUCAAAAGGCUUGUUGUGAAGCCUAAAAAUACUCACAAUUCUGUGAAGCUUUUAAACUGGUGUCUUUAAAAAAAAUUAAAACACAAAGAUAGUGGCAAAAAACCCAACCUGGGGUCAGUGCUCUUGGUGCCUUUUCUAGUAUAAUUGUAUCUCUUUUAAUUACCUUCCUUUCACUGCCAGGAUUGAAAAAAAAAUAACCCUUAUGUGUGGUGAAGCUUGUCCUCAGAACUCUCUGUACAUUUGUUAAUUGCUGCUGUCUGGCCCGAUUCAAUAAAACAAAAGAUGCCAAAGGAAUUUGGCUCCCGUGCUGUGGGCAGAGGCAGCCUCAAACCACACAAGGAUUUUAUUGAACGAGGCCCUUGCACAAGAAGUAUUCCAUACACAGGAAUGAGAAUCUGCAAGGAAGCUCUUUGGAAUACUCUGACAGAACUGACAUUUGACAAUGGUACGCUCUCCGUCUACUUCUGUAGUAACGUUAUGAGCAGAGAUCAUUGCUUUUUUUCCUUUUUUUUUUUUUUUAAAAAAACCUAACAAGAGUAAUGACCCCAGUGGAAAAUUUCAGUCCCGUUUCUGUUUGUCCCAAGGGGUUUCAGAUUCAGUGCAAUACUGAAGUGUUUUCACCAUUAACCCUUCCAGAUCCACAGGUUUGGUGGUGCAUCGACCCAUUGGCAGUCUGACCCUCAAUGUGCUCUGCUGGAGCAAGUCCCAUGGCAAAGGAGGCAGCUUGCGCCUGCAAGGCAGCUUGAGGUUCGCAGCCAUAGUCCCUCCCCCAGUUUCACAGAGAGCUCAGGGGUCCACUUGUCUGCUUAAAGUUUGACAUGUGCCAAAAUGCCUUGCUGAAUUGGGGCUGUGACUUUUUGCCACAUCAGUGAGUGACCUCUGGCACGUUCUGCUUAACAACAGUCCCCAAAUUAAUAUCAAGUAUUUCUGCCUGCCCUUACCUUGGUUGUGGGACUUGGUUAGUAACAGGGAAAAACCCAGAUGGGCAUCCGGGAUAACCAGGCUUCCCAAGCAGCAGGGCCCAGCAUCCUUUUGUGUCUCCUGAAAAACUGGAAUUGCUCCUUUGUGUGACAUCACCUGUGAGAAACAAACCAUACUGUGUGAACGAAAUAAAGAAUAUAACAUGAACCCCCUCCAUGGUUGCACGCUUCAUGGCAGUUCCACAGAGUAGUUGGCGCCCAAACAGAGGGGAGGGGGGUCCCCCAAGACUUGCAUGUCAAACUAGUAUAGAUGUCUCUUUUGUAAGUUUUAUUUUUGUAACUGCAUGUAAAAGCAUCACUGAAUCAAUGGAUCUGUUGAAGAACUCAGCUGCUGGAACCAUGCAAAAUGUUUUGAAUUGCCCUUAAAAUAUGGAAAAUGUUUUCUGAAUGCUUUAUAUUCUUUCUGCUGUAAAUUAAAAAUGAAGAAAAUUUCCCCA